Eimeria necatrix is the source of this 431-nucleotide messenger RNA. RefSeq lists its product as hypothetical. NCBI's taxonomy places the organism in Eukaryota, Apicomplexa, Conoidasida, Eucoccidiorida, Eimeriidae. The annotation marks the transcript as partial. The record is from RefSeq and is a predicted model, not a curated record. The transcript has 4 exons.
GCGCAGCACUUAGCGAGAAAACCAUCACAAAGACUGUCCGCUUCGCCGGCCGCGAGUUUCAAGUUGAAGAGAAAGUGUCGGCUGAGCGUUUUGCUGCUCUUGAGAAAACCCAAAAGAAAAAUGUGGAAGUCAAGGGAAACCUGCAGGCCCUAGAUGCCCUAGACAAAGCUCUCACCAACGCGGCUUCGAUUAAUUCGGUGCAGAAGUCUCGCGCGGACUGGAGCCAAUUCAAGGAGAAGGCCGGAAUUGAAGAGGAGCUCAAAAGAGGCAGAGGGUACGCAGCAGCAGCAGCAGCAGCAGCAGCAGCAACAGCAGCGACAGCAGCAGCAGCAACCGUAGCAGCAGCAGCAGCAAAAGCAGUAGCAGCAGUAGCAGUAGUAGUAGCAGCAGCAGAAGCGACAGUGGCAGCAAUUGCGCUAGAACUCGCCUAA